Messenger RNA from Rotaria sp. Silwood1, 1422 nucleotides. The record is from the annotation of a GenBank genome assembly. NCBI's taxonomy places the organism in Eukaryota, Metazoa, Rotifera, Eurotatoria, Philodinida, Philodinidae.
AUGAUCAAUUUUCCGAUUCCGCCGAAUAUUGUACUUCCAGCUAACAUCACAUAUACAUUACCCAAUUUUCGACCUGGAGAUAAUCAGACGUUUGACCGUGUGGUUGGUUCUCUGGUGGGUUUGACAGUUGGUGAUGCCCUUGGAGCAAGCGUGAAAUAUCGUCCUCGGCAAUAUCUUCUAAGUUAUCCAGUGCGUGACAUGCAAGCUGGUGGUAGCCGAGGUCUCAAAGCCGGUCAAUGGACAGACAACACAUCAAUGGCACUUUGCUUGGCUUCAUCGCUGCUGACGCAACGAGGCUUUAAUCCUUAUGAUCAAAUGGUACGGUACCUUUGGUGGUACAAAUAUGGAUAUCUUUCGUCCACAGGGUACUGCUUUGAUAUUGGUAAUACAACACGUGAUGCAUUAGAAGAAUUUGCACGACGUCAACAUAUUCUCAAAAGAUACUAUCGUAUUACAGCCGACUCCGAAAUCGAUCGUCUUCCAUUGAGCCAUGUAACCAGAGUAACUGAAUUCGAUGUCAAUUGUGGCAUGCCAGGUGUGACAACAAAUAGCGCUCUUGUUCGUCUGGCUUCUGUACCACUUUUCUACUAUCGACAUCCGGAAACCGCUGUGGAACUUGCAGGUCAAAGUGCACGUCUAACUCAUGGUGAUCCAAGAGCAAUCGAUGCUUGUCGCUAUUUGGGUGCACUGAUCGUAGCUACAAUUCGUGGCGAAUCGAAGAAUUCUCUUCUUAGUAACGACUUUUAUCGUGCUCAUCAAACAUGGUUUGGAUCUAAUGGACUUCAUGAAGAAGUAUAUCGUGUCAGCCUUGGAUCUUAUAAACAAGUACAAGGUUAUAAUGGUAGUAUUCGAGGUGGAAACUACAUUAUCAAAGCAUUGGAAGCUGCGCUUUGGGCGUUUUGGAGCGAUGAAAGUUCGUUUCAAACUGGUGUUCUCAAUGCAGUCAAUCUGGGUGAUGAUACAGAUUCAACAGCAGCUAUCUACGGUCAGUUGGCUGGUGCUUAUUAUGGACGAUCCGCUAUUCCUAUACAUUGGAUUAAACAGCUGUAUGCAGCACCACUGAUUGAGUGCAUCGGUCAAUGGCUUUAUAUCGAAGCUUACCAGAGUAGCACUCAAAAUCGACAACCUGUCGCUGCACCAAUGACAUUCCGCACGCCGAUGCAGAUGCAGCCAUCUAUACCAGGAGCCACUCCACGGGAUUUUGUCCAAAAUGAUCAACUACGUGAGACACAACAGAAAAAAUUUGAUAUCUCACGUGCUAGUGUCGAGUAUUUAAAUCCAUACCGAGCAUGGCGAUAUCUGCCUUCACCUCUAGAUAUGGCUGCUGGUUUACCAAGCGAUUAUAAUCUGCCGAAACCGAUACCUUCAACAUCGGAAGAAUGGUUGACCUUCCCCCAAGCACGAUUCAAAUAUACUAACUAA